Messenger RNA from Vanessa atalanta (red admiral), 705 nucleotides. RefSeq lists its product as uncharacterized. The record is from RefSeq and is a predicted model, not a curated record. The transcript has 4 exons. The coding region runs from base 12 to 674 and encodes 220 amino acids. Lineage: Eukaryota; Metazoa; Arthropoda; Insecta; Lepidoptera; Nymphalidae.
UCGUCAGCAAAAUGUUGCAAGAGACAAAGAAAAUUGAAUCUAUGCUUUUUAAUUACGAAACGACGUAUAGAAGUGAUUUUCGUUUUGGCGAAAUUCGCGAGUAUCCAAAAACGACGUAUAUACCUAAAUCAACACAUAAGAAACGGGGAGAACCGCCUUAUAGGAAUAUACAUACAUUGAACGAAUGGAGAGCGAAUAUCAUACCACCAUUCAAUUUGUUACACGUACCUAAGGAUAUCGUGAGAACCAACCCCAAUAAUGUGCCGCAACCUUUCGAAAAACCUAUAGAUUUAGAACGAGAGCAUGCUCAAAAGACACGUCCGCGUCUUGUAAUGACGCCGGCAGUGAGUAUGGACGACAUAGAAGACGAACGCGCUCGAAAAAUCCUCUGCACCGACAUGUACACCAGCGACAUGAGUCGCGGUAUGCGUGAAGCAAGUGUUCCGUAUAAAAAUGUGAAGGCACCAUUACCUGGACGACCCGCUCCUUCUAAUUCGGUUGGAUUACCAAUGUUACAACCUCCAUAUGUAUCCCCGGAGUGGCGAAUGGAUUCCAUCACUUGGGAUAGCAAACAGCAUCGUGGCUAUUGCGACCCCACUAAGGAAUUUUGGCUGAGACAAUAUCCGCCUAAGUAUAAGGUGUAUAAAAAUGAUAAGAAAACCGAAUGCAAAUGAACGAAAAACAAUAAGAAAGAUUAAGGAUAGA